UACGAGCCCUCUAAAAAGCAAGGCAUUGCUAUCUAUCUUGGCUACUGUACCUAAGAAUUGGUAAGAUGGAGUUCUUAAAGGAAUGUGAACAAGCAGAUGAAAUCUCUCGCAGUGCCUUCCCUCCUGACUUCGUCUUCGGCGUUGCCACUUCGGCCUAUCAGGUUGAAGGUGCCUGCAAGGAGGACAACAGGGGUCCUAGUAUCUGGGAUGCUUUUACACACACUAAAGGCAAGAUCAUUGAUGGAAGCAAUGGUGACAUUGCUGUGGAUCAAUAUCAUCGGUAUAAGGAAGAUGUUGAUCUCAUUGCUAAGUUGGGAUUUGAUGCUUAUCGGUUUUCCAUAUCAUGGUCUCGAAUCUUCCCUGAUGGUCUAGGAACCAAAGUCAAUGAAGAUGGGAUUGCUUACUACAAUAAUAUCAUCAAUGCUCUCCUUGAAAAAGGCAUCCAGCCUUAUGUAACACUAUACCAUUGGGAUCUGCCAUUGUAUCUUCAUGAAAGUAUGGGAGGGUGGUUAAACAAGCAGAUUGUAAAAUACUUCUCAGUCUAUGCAGACACCUGCUUUGCAAGUUUUGGCGAUAGAGUAAAGAACUGGAUCACAAUUAAUGAGCCUCUUCAGACUUCUGUCAAUGGUUACGGUUAUGGGAUAUUUGCUCCUGGAAAACAUGAACAUGCAUCUUCAGAACCAUAUUUGGCUGCACACCAUCAAUUGUUGGCCCAUGCGGCUGCUGUUUCAAUAUACCAAAGCAAGUAUAAGGAUAAGCAAGGUGGACAAAUAGGAAUAGCAGUAGACUGUGAAUGGGCAGAGGCUAAUUCAAAUAAAACUGAAGACAAAAUUGCUGCAGCAAGGCGCCUAGAUUUCCAGCUUGGAUGGUACUUAGAUCCAAUAUAUUCUGGAGAAUAUCCCAAAGUUAUGCGUGAACGACUUGGAGAUCGGCUUCCCAUAUUUUCAGAGGAAGAUAAGGAUUUGCUCAAGAACUCAUUAGACUUUGUUGGUCUGAAUCACUAUACAUCAAGAUUUAUUGCUCAUGUAGAAGACAGCCCUGAGGAGGGUGAUUUUUAUAGAGCACAAGAGAUGGAGAGAAUUGAUAAAUGGGAAGGAGGUGAGAUUAUUGGUGAGAAGGCAGCAUCAGAAUGGCUUUAUGUUGUUCCCUGGGGCAUCCAUAAGGUCUUGAAUCACAUAUCACAGAGAUACAAUAAUCCACCGAUAUUUAUAACUGAGAAUGGUAUGGAUGAUGAGGAUAAUGAUUCCUCCCCACUUCAUGAAAUGCUAGACGACAAGCUGAGAGUUAGUUACUUUAAAAGAUACCUUGCAGCAGUCAGCAAUGCAAUGAGGGAUGGAGCAGAUGUGAGGGGAUAUUUUGCAUGGUCAUUACUGGAUAACUUCGAGUGGGCUCAAGGCUAUACCAAACGCUUUGGUUUGGUUUACAUUGACUACAAGAAUGGGCUCUCCCGCCACCCGAAAUCUUCUGCGUACUGGUUCUUGCGGUUCUUGAAAAAUGUUGAAGGAAAAGAUGGCAAGGAUGAAUAACUGACCAUUAAUCUUUCACGCAAAUUUGCUUACUACAUGCAUUAAUUUUAUGCAAGGGACCUCGAUAACUUGUUUCAUGUCGCAAAGUUUUAUUCUGUUUCACAAAUCAUUUAAAUGAUUCGGGAACUAGAUUCAGUUGUGUUGUAUUAUAUGCAAAUUGCGUGAGAAGCUGAUGUUUUCAUUUGCA
Molecule: messenger RNA, 1713 nt
Organism: Argentina anserina (silverweed cinquefoil)
Lineage: Eukaryota; Viridiplantae; Streptophyta; Magnoliopsida; Rosales; Rosaceae
Product: beta-glucosidase 42
Exons: 13
Coding region: 66-1526 (486 amino acids)
Biological process (GO): cellulose catabolic process
Molecular function (GO): beta-glucosidase activity
Source: RefSeq, a predicted model, not a curated record